Molecule: messenger RNA, 552 nt
Organism: Phodopus roborovskii (desert hamster)
Lineage: Eukaryota; Metazoa; Chordata; Mammalia; Rodentia; Cricetidae
Gene: Epgn
Product: epithelial mitogen
Biological process (GO): epidermal growth factor receptor signaling pathway; positive regulation of cell population proliferation; positive regulation of mitotic nuclear division
Source: RefSeq, a predicted model, not a curated record
AUGAAGGAAAGACUCGGAGAGCGCAAUUAAAACCCGCCACCCUUCAGUCUAGGAGGACCAGGGAAAGAAGUUCAGCAGCUACAGGAUAUGGCUCUGAGGGUGGCAAUGGCAGUCUGCCUCCUGUUCAAAGCAAUGGCGGCCUCGCUGACUGAAGAAGCAGAGGUGCGCAUGAUGCCUCCUCACACCCAGCAGCAGAGCAACUGGACAGUUAAUGACACAGAAGCUGACUACAUAGAAGGGCCUGUAGCUUUGAAGUUCUCCCAUCCUUGUCUGGAAGACCACAAUAAUUACUGCAUUAAUGGAGUGUGUGCAUUCCACCAUGAGCUGAAGAAAGCCAUUUGCAGGUGUUUUACUGGAUAUACGGGAGAGAGGUGUGAGCAUUUGACCUUAACUUCAUACGCCGUGGAUUCUCAUGAGAAAUACAUUGCAAUCGGAAUUGGUGUUGGAUUGUUAAUUAGUGCUUUUCUUGCUGUCUUAUAUUGCUACGUAAGAAAAAGGUGUCUAAAUCUGAAAUCACAUUACUUCAUCUGCUCUGACGGGCAGACCUUAUAA